AUGGAAAGCAGAAUUCAAUUAAUUGCAUUUUUUCAAAAUUAUAGUAAAGAUUGCUAUGGAUGGAGAAAUAUUGAAGCAAGCUAAAAUAUGAACUUUAAUACUCUAUUUUAUCUAAAUAUAUCUUGUAAUAUAUUUGAGAAACUUAGCAGAAAUUUUACAAUAACUCCACAUAUGGAGACAUCUAAUUAAAUAAAAUUCAGAUUUGGAAUUAUUACUUUGAGAAUUUAUCAUUCUGGUGUUACGUAUUGACAUAUAAGGUCUAUAUGGACAGAAGGAUUAAAAAAAAUGAGUAUGGAAUUAAAAUCACUGCAAUUGACAAGUAAUUGAAAAUAAACAGAUAAAGCAAUAUAUUGUUAAAUUAAAUAAC
This is a messenger RNA of Paramecium octaurelia, 367 nucleotides long. Lineage: Eukaryota; Ciliophora; Oligohymenophorea; Peniculida; Parameciidae. The record is from the annotation of a GenBank genome assembly.